UUAACAUUGACAAAUUGAACGUAAAAUAAUUGUAGUAGUUGUCAUGUAUCAUGCCGUAGUUCAAAUGUUUGAAUCCAAUUUAACCUACUUAAUAUUUUCAUUUCUUGUUGAUCUCUCGUUUAUAUUUUGGGUGAUUUCGGUGUUUGCUCCCCUUCAAACACCCAAAAUUGCAGUGUUUUUUGAAAAAUUGAGGUUAUGGCACGCCCCAACACAAUUUUCGACUCAGCUCAUAAAGGUGAUUUCGAACUUGUAAAAACCAAAUUGGAGGAAGACCCUACUUUGUUAACAAAAGUGGACGAAAAUGAGCGACUUUUGUUGCACUGGUGUUGCGUGGGGGGUAAUUACAAACUCGCCACACAUUUAAUCGAAUUGGGGUCCCCAAUCGACGCCCGCGACGACACCGAUACAACCCCCUUGAUCCUUGCAGCCUCGGCAGGCCAUACCGAAAUCGUGAGUCUUUUGCUCGAAAAGGGGGCCAAUGUGAACCAGCAGUCGGGUGAGGGGCACUCUGCUUUGCAAUACGCCGCCUCCAAAGGCUGGUUUUCGAUUUGUGCCAAGCUUCUCGAAUAUAAAGCCAAUGUUAAUAUAAGUGAUAAACGGGGGGCUACUCCACUACAUCGAGCCGCUUCUAAGGGUAAUCUAGAGAUUGUCAGACUGUUAAUUGAUAGCCCCCAACGUUUAAUAAUCAAUUCACGUGACGCUUAUGGUUUUACACCACUUCAUUUGGCUUGUGAGGAGGAUCGACAAGAUGUUGCGAAAUUAUUGGUCCAAAAUGGGGGCGAUUUGGAGACGAAAAAUCGAGAUGGGCAAACGCCCCUUGAUUUGUGUACAAUGCAUUUGAAAAAAGCGCUCGAAAUUAUCAAAUCAAAGAUACAAUAAAUUUUUUGUGACUCAGCAA
Messenger RNA from Tribolium madens (black flour beetle), 898 nucleotides. RefSeq names its product 26S proteasome non-ATPase regulatory subunit 10-like. Gene Ontology annotation, cellular component: Golgi membrane. The record is from RefSeq and is a predicted model, not a curated record. Gene Ontology annotation, biological process: protein palmitoylation. Gene Ontology annotation, molecular function: palmitoyltransferase activity; protein binding. The coding region runs from base 196 to 879 and encodes 227 amino acids. NCBI's taxonomy places the organism in Eukaryota, Metazoa, Arthropoda, Insecta, Coleoptera, Tenebrionidae. The transcript has 3 exons.